CCCGAUGCCGUGCUGGGUAACUGGAGCUUCAACAAUCACGAACUCGACACCCAUCUGUAAUCAUCUGAGCCGCGGGUCGUCCCCAAUCGAGCAAGAGGAGGGUAUGGUAAUACAUGUUAGUUUUUUUUUGGGUCUACAUAAUUAUACAUACAUUGGUUAUUAUAACCGGUAUAAUCUUCUAGCGUCGGAAAUCGCACUCUUCAUCUCUACAGGCAAAUUGCUCCGCAAGAGGAGUGCCGUGCUGAUAACGUAUGUUGCCGCAAUCUGGGAGAUCAGAAGCGCAAAAUUCGCGCGCGCAUGGUGGAGAAUGCCCGGAACCACCCGCGCAAAAAGGAAAAAUGUCUGGACGACGCUAUUGAAAGAGGCAAGGAGCAUGAUCCCAGAGAGCAAGAAUGAGAUGGUGCGACUCCAGGCAACUCGAUCGAUGGUUGGAUCCCAAUGUUUUGCGAGAAGCGCAAGGAAGUUAUUUAUGGGGUCCGUGUUGGAGAAGCUUGUGUUUGGCGAUGAGAAUCGUCUAAGAGUAGUAAAUGUUGUGGCGGUAAUGCGGUACAAGCAGUACACGGAGAAGAUGAAUGAGACUAGGUUGAGUAGCCGACCAUAUGCUGUGUGUGCCCGCUGCUGCGUUUGACGCCGAGAUUGAAGCACUGUAACGUGUUUCGCUCCAAAACAUCUGGAUUCCCGCGAAUGCUGCCAACGACACGAGUCAUGAAUCCUUCUUGUGGGGUGUCCGAUAGCUUCCGAUUGAUGGCGCGCAAUCGACUCUCUUUUGUCAAUAGCAUAUCACUAGUAGCAUCUAUACCCGCCUGUUU
Messenger RNA from Periconia digitata, 809 nucleotides. The record is from the annotation of a GenBank genome assembly. NCBI's taxonomy places the organism in Eukaryota, Fungi, Ascomycota, Dothideomycetes, Pleosporales, Periconiaceae.